Molecule: messenger RNA, 1926 nt
Organism: Vespa mandarinia (Asian giant hornet)
Lineage: Eukaryota; Metazoa; Arthropoda; Insecta; Hymenoptera; Vespidae
Gene: Trxr1
Product: Thioredoxin reductase 1
Biological process (GO): cellular response to oxidative stress; cell redox homeostasis; glutathione metabolic process
Cellular component (GO): mitochondrion; cytosol
Molecular function (GO): glutathione-disulfide reductase (NADPH) activity; thioredoxin-disulfide reductase (NADPH) activity; flavin adenine dinucleotide binding
Source: RefSeq, a predicted model, not a curated record
UCCGAUCAACAGAUGGCGAUAAAACACAACGAACGGUAUUUGUUCGUAACACUUCAGUAUAUUAAAGCUUUUUUGAGCGUUAGGAUCUUACAAUCGUUUUUUUCUUCUUGACAAUUUGUAAUAUUAUUUUUGCCAAAUUAAAAACGUAUAAUAUAUAAUAUCAUUCGAUUCACAAAGAAAAACUCUAAGUUAUAUUACUUGAGGAAAAAAAAGGGGAAACGAGGAUUAAAAGAAAAUUUUCAUGGCGCCGAUCGCUCAACAUAAUUUUAAUUAUGACCUUUUGGUCAUUGGCGGAGGAUCGGGUGGUUUAGCAGCAGCGAAAGAGGCCGUUGAACUUGGAGCAAAAGUUGCAGUAUUAGAUUUUGUUACUCCGUCUCCAAGAGGGACUACGUGGGGCUUAGGUGGUACUUGUGUGAAUGUAGGAUGUAUACCAAAAAAAUUGAUGCAUCAAGCUGCAUUACUUGGCGAGGCUAUACAUGAAGCACAGUCUUUUGGAUGGGUGUUACCUGAUUCAAAAACUAUCGUAAACAAUUGGACAAAUUUAAAAGUUGCUGUACAAAAUCACGUUAAAUCAGUUAACUGGGUAACACGGGUAGAAUUAAGAACGAAAAUGGUAGAUUAUAUCAAUGCUCUGGGAUAUUUCAAAGAUGCUCAUACCAUAGUCGGUAUAUCGAAAAAUGGAGAAGAAAAAAUUAUUACCGCAGAAAAUAUCUUAAUUGCGGUAGGUGGAAGGCCAAAGUACCCUGAUAUUCCUGGUGCUUUAGAAUAUGGCAUUAGCAGUGAUGAUAUUUUCAGUUUAGAAAAUGAACCAGGAAAAACUCUUGUUGUUGGUGCAGGAUAUAUUGGAUUAGAAUGUGCAGGAUUUUUGAAUGGUUUAGGUUAUGAUACAACAGUAAUGGUACGUUCAAUUGUGCUUAGAGGAUUUGAUCAACAAAUAGUUAACAUGGUAGCUGAAGAAAUGAAAAAUCGUGGCGUUCAUUUCAUUUAUCAAGCUAAGCCUAAGAAAAUUGAUAAACAAGCUGAUGGUCGUCUUUUAGUUGAUUGGGUUGAUAAUGAAGGAAAAGUUCAUCAAGAUGUUUAUGAUACUGUUUUAUUUGCGAUUGGACGCCAAGCUCUUACAAAAGAAUUAAAACUUGAAAAUGCUAAAGUUAAAGUUCUUUCUGAUAGUGGCAAAAUUGACGCGGACAAUGAGCAAACGAACGUACCGAAUAUUUAUGCAGUCGGUGAUGUGCUCCAUAAAAAGCCUGAAUUGACACCCGUUGCUAUACACGCGGGAAAACUCUUAGCUAAAAGAUUGUUUGGUAAUUCGAAGGAAAAAAUGGAUUAUACAAAUGUAGCUACGACUAUAUUUACUCCUUUAGAAUAUGGUUGUGUUGGACUUAGUGAAGAAGAUGCUAUAUCUAAACAUGGAGCAGACGAAAUAGAAGUUUAUCACGCUUAUUAUAAACCUACAGAAUUUUUCUUGCCUCAGAAAGAUGUUUCUCAUUGUUAUGUUAAGGUCAUUGCAUUUAGAAAUGGUGAUCAGAGAAUUUUGGGCAUGCAUUUUAUUGGUCCAAAUGCUGGUGAGGUAAUCCAAGGUUUUGCGGCAGCUAUUAAAAGUAACAUAACAUUCCCAAUACUUAAAUCUACAGUUGGUAUUCAUCCAACUAACGCUGAGGAAUUUACACGUAUACAUAUUACUAAACGUUCAGGAUUAGAUCCUAAGCCACAAAGUUGUUGUAGUUAAACUGAAUACAGUCUUAAAGGAUGUACUUUUAGCUACUGCUAUUAAAGAAUAGUUUACAAGGCGAUUUACGAUAUAUCUUUAAAGUGACCAAUAAUAGGAUGGAUAUCUACUUAAAUAACAAAACAAAUGAAUUGGAUUUAAUGCAUUCUUUUUACAUAAAUUGAUUAAAAAAAAAAAAAAAAAAAAAAAAAAAAAAAAAA